Molecule: messenger RNA, 1992 nt
Organism: Leguminivora glycinivorella
Lineage: Eukaryota; Metazoa; Arthropoda; Insecta; Lepidoptera; Tortricidae
Exons: 5
Coding region: 1-1629 (542 amino acids)
Source: RefSeq, a predicted model, not a curated record
AUGUCUACCAGAUCUGGCAAGAGAUACUAUCGACGUGAAGGCCUUGGAAGACGAGGUUCAAGUCAAACCAAUUCGCACCCUGCGCGGCAAACGCUUAAGGAGCAAAAUGCAGCUACGGAGGCAGUGGACACUGCAAUUACUACUAAGAAGCAGGUCAGAUCAACACGACGCACUAAAAAGUUCUCCGAAACUGCCGCAGAAGAUUUUCCGGAGGUUCCUGUGAACGAGGAACCCGUUGAAGUAGCUUCUGUCACUAAUACUAAGACUAAAGGCAAGAAAAACAAGAAGAAAUCCAAGAAAGAACAACCUGAAGUAAAUGAUAAAGAAAAUGAAGCUAAAGCAGGGAAAAAGAAAAAGAAUAAAAAGAAAAAGAGUUCACAAUCCACUAACUCCUCAAUAGUCACCCUCGACAAAUCUGAUGACAAUUCAAAAAUCAACAUCACUGAUGAUGACUCCAAAACUGAAAACAUUCUGAACACUACACCUGUCUUGAUAGAGAGCUCAAUGGAGGAAUCAAGAGUAAGUGUUCUAGAAAGUUCACUAAAAGAAAACAAAACUCCAGAAACCAAACCAAAAUCAAACAAGAGACAGACUUUGCCUGCAGCAGGCUGCACGCCUUACCAUUCCGACAGGAAGGGAUCACAGAGAAAGAGAAUCUUAAACCAGACACAUUCCAUUGAGAAGCCGAAUCGCCGGUCGUCCCUCGCGGAGAUGCCCUCUAGGACUACGCACGUAAUGUUCUGCAGCCCUGUGAACAACCCGGGUGUGGCCACGCAGAGGAAGAGCAAGAUCAUCAAGUCUAACCUGAAGGGUUCCAAUAAGAGCUUUGUUUUUGAAGAAAGUGACUCCAUAGUGUGGUCAGUGGCGCCCCGGGCGGGCCGCAAGCGCUCGCUGACGCACGCGGGCGCGGGCGCGGAGCCGGCCAGCGCCAAGCGCACGCGCCUCGACUCCCAGCGCGCUCUGCCCGCGGCCCGGGCGCGCACCACUAGCGCAAUGGCAAAACUAUCAAACGCAGCAACGCCAUCAAAGGCCGCCACACCGAAAUCAGAAGUAAAGGCCACGAAGUUGCCCAACUUCGCCGCCCUGCACGCGCGGCGCUUCGAGCGCAUGGAGUCGCUCUACGAGUGCCAGCAGAGGAAGGCCAAGCGGGCGAAGCAGCUGCUCGUGCCUACUGGAAGUGUGGCUGUACUUGAGAGAAGUAGCCCUAGAAUGACCCUGGAGCCCGCCACCCCCGCGCCCGUCGCCAGCAAGCCGUCCACGCUGCCGACGCUGGACACCCUCCAGCGCGGGUACAACAGGUUUGGCUUCAAGAUGAACAUAGAUCUCAACCCCUUCAGUGUCUCGAAACCUGACAAACCGAAGGAAAAACCUAACGGCGUCAAACCUAACGGUCUCAAAGACCUCAAACUCGUCAAGCCGGUCUUCAAACGAGAGGUCACCCAACCGUCUCUGGCGGGCACGACGUCGCUCCGCCGGGCCGUUGCCAAGCAGACCAUCAUGCGGGAGAAGUCCUUCAAUCUGGCCGAGAAACGCAGCGCGACGAGGAAGGAGGUGCGCACCGUCAUCAAGGGCGUGCGCACCAACCGCCGCUUCGAGCUGCAGAUGCAGUCCCGGAACCUGAACGGGUGAUACACCGACGUGCCUUUUCGUUUACUUAUGUGUAGAGUGACAUCGCUAAAUCGAUGUAGGAUGUGAACACCGAUGUAGGAUUCUUGUAUGCUAUAAUAUCAUUUUCUCUAUCUCACACGGUUUGCCAUAACGCCCAUAACUAAAAAUAAUUCUGUUGAAUCUCAUUGAAUAUUUCUACCUUACAUUUUAUGUUAUGUAUCUACUGAAACAGGAUUUAAUACUAUUUAAGCGUCACUUUUUUACAGUAAAAAAAGAUAAGUAGGUAAAUCUGAUUUAGUACAAAACGAAUUGAAAAUGAGGUCAUUUUGACCAAAAUGUUUAUUCUGGUAAACUAUACAGUUGCAAUAAUUGCAAAUGAAAUGA